Molecule: messenger RNA, 1754 nt
Organism: Onychomys torridus (southern grasshopper mouse)
Lineage: Eukaryota; Metazoa; Chordata; Mammalia; Rodentia; Cricetidae
Product: torsin-1A-interacting protein 2
Exons: 1
Coding region: 140-535 (131 amino acids)
Source: RefSeq, a predicted model, not a curated record
CUGAGGUACAAGCCAGUACUGUGAACUGAGAAGUUGCUAAGGCAACCUGUAACAGGACAGAUUGUUGCUUACUGCCUUUCUCUCUGUGUCAUUGUUGCCUUUUGCUGUUACAUUGCUCGUGCUGUCUUUCUGAGCCCAGAUGUUCUCCGAUAACUCCCACUGCCCUGACUGUGGGCAGCAGUGGUUCCCUAGUUUAGAGCUAGGGCAUUGGCUGUACCAAACUGAACUUGUUGAAAAUGAGUGUUACCAAGUGUUCUUAGACCGCAUUAACAGAGCUGAUUACUGCCCCGAAUGUUACCCUGACAACCCUGCUAAUAGAAGCCUUGCUCUGCCUUGGUCUUUCCCACUUGAGUGGGCACCUCAAAAUCUCACCAGGUGGACCUUUGAGAAAGCGUGCCACCCAUUUCUUCUGGGUCCGCCACUGGUUAGGAAAAAGAUACACGACUCCAGAGUAGCUGGUUUUAAUCCUGCAUUACAAUUAAUCUUGACCAGGACAGACAAAACCUUAAACAAGAAACUUGGCCAAAGCAAGUGACUUCUGUAACAGAAUCAUGAACUCUCCAGGGCCUUGUGUUCAUAGCCUAGGGGAGAUGAAUAGUAACGUGUUUCUGUUUCCUUUCUCUUUCUUUCUCUCUUAAUUUUUUUUAAGGUGCUGGGGACUGAAUCUGGGUGCCCUUAUGCAUGCUAAGGCAAGUGCUCUUCCACUGAGUUUAACCCGAGGCCCCCCUACAUCUGACUCAGACUCACUACUUGGUCUACUGCUUAACUUGUUGGGUCUGCUUCUGUGAGCUAUGCAUUUUGUUUUCUGUUUUUAGCAUAAAUUUAGUCAGUAUUGCAGACUAUCUACCUAGAACCAAACUAACCUAUAGUCCAGACAAAUGCUUCAGAACUAGAUUGCCCCUCCUAAGUAUUGACGAGAUAAUGUGGGCAGGAGGGGAGGCCCCAUGCUGUAUGCCCCAUUAACUUUUUCUAACAGCAACUUUUAUGAGAACACAUUCUUGUAGCUGUAUUCUAGAUUAUUCUAGUAAAUUUUAAUACACUACAUUGUUCUAGAUUUCUCCUCUUACACAUUGAUCAGUAGUGAGGGAGAUGUGUAUGUAUAUAUAAAAUUUUUUCACAUAUAUAUUGACACUUUUAUCAGCAUAAGUGUUACAGUGUUGAUAACUGGUCCUUUCACAUUCUGUUUGUCGAUAACUACAGAGGUUACAAAAAGGGGUUGAGAAUGCUGCCAGUUUACACUUGUCUCUACAUAACCAAAGACUGCUCUGUCUUGUGGUGACCGAAUUUAAUGUCCUCCCGUGGAAAUGGAAAAAUGACCUGUGCUAUGAAAUUCAUAACAAAUGGUAAAGCUGGACUCCAUAUAAUUUAAGAAUAGUCUAGUGGGUGCUUUGUCUUAGACACAAGAAUGUGUUGCUGAGCAUUGGCCACAUUCUGGGGUUCUCCUGUUCAUGGAAAUCAUGGAAUCAGAUUUGGAGUUAAGCAACUUAGAAAAAGCUCCUGGGAACAUCCAAGAAGCCACUGAACAAUUUUUAAUCCCACUUAAGAUUCUAGGUGGUCCAGUGCUUGUAUAGCAGCGAAAAUGUCUCAAGGACCUGGUUCUUCCCUUUCCUCCCCGGGGUUCUUAGGGGUUGCCUUUGUUCUCAUAGUUGUUCUUGAAAUGAGUUCAGUUAUGCUUUGUUGUGCCAGACAGUAGGGGCCACGUGGCUUUCUGUCUUACAAGUCUUAAUUUGGAAAUAAAAUCUUUCUGAAACGUC